ACGAGGGGGGGGGCAGGGAUGGAGGGGGCAAGUGAGAAUGAGGCAGGAGGAUGACGGCGCCGCUCCUUGGCAGGGGAGGUUCCAGACAGAGAGGGAGGACCUGGCGCGCUGCUUAAAGACAGGAUUGGAAGCCUCCUGUGGCCUAACUGCCACUCAACUAUCUCUAUCCCCCUUCUCUCCAGCCCCCCGAUUCCAUUCUUUACGAAGACAGGAGGGUGCAGACGGGCAAGCGGGACAAGCACUCAGGCAGAUCCCGAGUCGGCGAGAUCGCUAGGGAAUGUUAGCAAGUGAAAGGAAAGAAGGGAGAGACGCGGUCGAGACGGGAUCAGUUUUCAACAUAUUCAUUUUCCUCUCCCGCCCGCACCUACUCACUUAGACACAGGGCCAGGCGAGCGGCGGUGCAUCCAGUCUUGUGGCGGAGCAACUUCCCUGUGAUGACAGAGUGCAGCUCUCCCCCACACACGGCUCUCUCCUAGAGGGCGACUGCAGUGUCGGCACAUCUAUGUUUGUCUUUAGAACUUGUGGGACAGUGUUGUCACGGCUCUUGCUGACCAGCCCCUACACCCUCGCCUGCUGACCGUCUGGACACGCUUGUACAAGGUUGGGUGGAGAGAGAGGAUACCAGGAGUACAUCGAUGACAGUGGGACGGGCCGGCGAUGUGUGGACAAAGAUGACACACUGACCGUUGUGAACUGUCAAGGGGAAGACCAUCCUUGUUCUGAGACCGUUGUAUCACGGCUCCCUCGCAGCAUGCGCGGUGCAGAAAGAUAAUUAGUGCACAGAUCGGAGGGCUGAUGACCGCUUGACUGGCGCCACGGCCAAUAGCUUCAGUCUUACGGGUCAUCUCCCCUCAACAUCACUCAAGCGGGACUCUUCUGUUCCCGAGAAACUUCUCCCAGUGUCAUAUCUUUCUUGGCAUCAAUACAUACAUCUUUCCUCAGUUAUUUUUUCUUUGAGACGAAACAGAUAUUGUAGCCUUAGCUGAGCAGUUUAGGUCAGACAGGUGAUCUAGUUUACUGAUUAAGGAGGAAUCAUUGCUGACCAAGCAGGACGGGAAGUUGCUAUCGGAACAAAUGGAAUACUAGUCAUCAAGAGAAGGAUAUAACCACAUAACCCUAUGACCCCAUGGGCGUUCUUUCCCAGUGACAUCGAUCAAAGUCACUUGUUAUAAUAGUUCAAAGGUCACAGUACUGACAAGCCUCUGACUUCCCAAGCAGGACGAGGGCACAAUGAUGACAUAUACUGCUGCAGACCGCUAGAAGGACUGUGUCUUGUAUGGAACCGGGCAAAGAACAUAGAUGACACACUGUGAACACAGUGAACAGAUGAUAUAAAACACUCAUCGCGGAAUCGACAGUUUUCGUCAUUUUACUCAGAGGUUUACUGGUCAAGGGACUGGGCCUAUGAACAAUUGGGCCUAAAAUCAGGGAGGCCCCACACAUCAGGGCCGAAGCAUUGGGCCCACAGACAUGAGCAGCUACAGUCUCACUUCAGCAGCAGCAGCAGCGGCAGCAGCAGCGGAGACAGUCCCUCACCUUCAUCUCCACCAUCACAACCACCACAGUCAGUACCCGCUGAACCACCAGCAGCAGGACUCGGCGGCAGUGGGGGCGGCGGCCACGCCCUUCACCCCGUCCUCAGGCCUGACCAAGCUCCAGGACUUUCAUGCGGCCAGCUUCUCCGUCAACAACAUCCUGGAGCUCGACGACCUGACGACAGACAGCUCCGCCAUGUUCGCCAGCACGGACACUCACCUGCCUCACCAGCACCCUCACGGUGCACAUCCACACCCUCACACGCACGGUCACCAGGCAGCCUCCAUGGGUAUGCACAUUCCCAUACAACCCCCACAGUGUUCGCUCGGCCUCUCCAGUGGUCCUCCCACUCCCCAGGGUGGGAGUCCAGAGGAUCUACACAUUUCUGAUCGAACCAACGACGCCAACAACAACAACUCGGACGACGAUAAGAAGGACGACGCGGAGAGCCGCCGGAAGCGGAAGCAGCGCCGCAACCGCACGACCUUCAACUCCACGCAGCUGGCGGCCCUGGAGCGGGUCUUCGAGCGGACUCACUACCCUGACGCCUUCGUCAGAGAGGAGCUUGCACGCCGGGUCAACCUCAGUGAGGCCAGAGUGCAGGUAUGGUUUCAAAAUCGCCGAGCUAAAUUUCGUCGCAACGAGAGAAACCUAAUGGCCCAGCGUCAGUCCAUGUACGGAGCUGGGGCGAGGGGGGCCCUGGAGAACACCCCCAUCGAACAGCCCAUCACUCCGCGCCCCACCCCCAUCAACAGCGACUACCUGACGUGGCCGACACCGCCGGCGUACGGCAGCUCUUCCGCCACCACGUCCAGCUGCGCCCUGGUGAACCACUCAUACUCGCCCUCGGCUCACGUGGGCUCCAGCCUGGCGUGCCUGAGACUCAAGGCGCAGGAGUUCAAUUCCGCCCUGCAGCACUCGCCGUACGGCCCGCAUCAGAUGCCGCAGUAGACGCAGACGUCUUCUCUGGACACAGCAGGCCAUCACAGACAUUUCUCACAAUCAUGCAUGUAGGAAACUCUUUCCCGCUGUUUGUCCUUCAAGAAGUUUGCCAUAUCGUUCGGACCGAGAGGCCGGAGGGCGGUGUUGUACAGUAGUUGUGCAGUUUUGUACAUGUAUAAAAAAAAAUAAUCCACGACGGAUUUUGUCGUUGGAAACGCUCUACAGCUCGACAUGUUUUCAAACAAGAGGCUUUCCUUUCUAUCGAAGUGCUAGUAGUGUUUUAUAUUAUUGUACAAUCAGACUAUGGUCUAGAGGGUAAAAUCAGUGUGAUCCACUGACUGAGAUCAUGAUGAGGGCACCGUGCCCUACACACGAUAAACUGUGACAAUCAGGACCCUACAGUGAAGCUGUGAGAUAGCAGACGACAGUUCUUUGGUAAGAGGGUUUUGAAGGCACAACGAGACGAGGUAAGGUAAAACACAAUAUGGCGACAUGACAGUGCCCUGUGAUCAACAAACGAUCGAAAUACAGAGUGACUAAUCUCUCCACCUGAAACAUCACAAGAGCCGCGAGUGUCAAAGGAGACUUCUGGCCCCUGAUUGACCCUUGCCCUUCCAGUGAAUUUAAUGCACAAGAUGGCGUCUUGAAACCGUUUAUGAACCUUAAAGUAAAUAUUUUCUUAAAAUGAGAAUUGUUAACUCAAGGAUAGUGCUUUAGAAGAUGAACAAGUCUCUCAUAGAUUCAAUGGGAUGUCGAGAGAAAGCUCCACCUAGCGAGUAAGCUCAGGAUGACACAGUCUGUGGCCUUCAUCAACAUUUUGUAGCUCAGCACCUGACCGGCUGCUACACUCAGGUCCUGCCUACCUUACUGUCCACAGAAAGGACUGGCAAUGUCCACAAGACAAUGGUGCUGAGAGAUUUUGAUAUUUUAUUGCGCGCAAUCCUUCAAGUCUUGAACUUUACUAGUGCCUUUUUGAACGAUCAUCAGUGAAAACAAAUUUUGUUGAAUUGUUGGGCUUCAGAACAUGAAUAUAUUUUCGGAAUGAGUUAAAGACGGUGCCUUCCAUAGACAGUACUUCACACUGGCGAGUGGCUGUUGCUACAGGUCAGUGUGAAUUCUUUGCCAUGACUGACAUCUGACUGGUGCCUUGGCCUUCUGGGCAGCUGGCAAAGCUGUUACUGUCAACCAGUCAGCAGCCAAACACAUCGGAACUGUUUGUUAAAGAGAUCUGCUGUAUAACGGCAACGUUCACGUGCUUGAUCGCGUCAGAAAUUCACUCACAGACCACACACACCAACACACAGACAAACACCCACACACAGACAGCGUGUGAGAGAGAGAGUGAAAGCCAUGUUGUUACCUACCUGAGAAAUACCUGAUGGCGUUAUUUCAUCAGUGGUGAUUAACAUAACGGUAACAGGGACAGGAGGGGCGAACCUGGAAAGAGAUGCAAGUGUCUGUAGAUAGUUGGCAUAGCCCGGAUAUGCGUCGCCUUGCAGACAGUUUGUCAGAUCAGGUUAGGUCACAUGUGGUGACGUAUAUCAUUGACAGAUCAGGUUAGGUCACGUGUUGUGAAGUGUGUCAUUAUCGGAUCAGCUUCUCUAGGUGAAGUGUAUUACUGCCACAGUGUGUCAUAUUAGACAUCUGGCAUGCUGUAGUACCUGGACAAACCUCGUGAUGCCAGUUUGUCAGUGACAUUUGUCAAUUGAUGGGUGCUUGAUCUUUAAAACUCACAAUAGCGCAAUGUACGCCAUGUACACACACAGUAUCUCAAUCAUGUCCACACACAUGUCCUCUGUCCAUGUAAGCAUUCAUCUCUACGCAAUAUACACAACCAUGACAAUCAUCUCCACACGUAAUGUCCAAACAAUGCCCCCGAUCAUGCCCACACACAAAGCUCACACUCGUGCUUACAUACAAUAUAUACACUCAUGUCUUCUCACCAUGUACACAAUCGUGUCUACACACCAUGUACACAAUCGUGUCUACACACAAUGUACACAAUCGUGUCUACACACAAUGUACACAAGUAUGUCUACUUUUUCCAAAGUAUUUACACGAGAACGCUUGCUAUGUCUUGUACACUUGUUUACCAGUAAGAGGCCGGAGAUGUUUUACCCUUCCUCACCAAGUUAUGUAUAACCCUGUUUCCAAACACCCAGUCGUGUCCGAGGACGUGUGCACGUGCUUACUACUGCUCUUACGAUGACGUCAGCCGAGCUGCUACAGAGAACCCCACGUGCAAUACUGCCCUCGUCUGCCCUCAUGUUAACCUCGGGGUUUCCUCGUCCCCCUGCUCAGCAAUAUCUUCCCCAGGGUAGGACGCUAUCAGAACUUGUUCUACCCAUGCAUCAACUACACACAUGGUCAAACACACUUGUGGUAGAUAAACGAAGUCAGUACGUGUUGUCCUCCUUUAAAAAUAUCACAUAUUGUAAGUAUUAAUAUUUCUCUCGAAGAAUCCAAGUCAUUAAGAAUCCUUCACAUAUAUCACUGUAGUCUCGAUGGACGAUGACUGAUGUAUGUACAGCAGCACUGCACAACAGUGUUUGGUGUGGAACUGGCCGAGGGAGGCCAUGUUAUUCGCAGUAAGAAAGAUAUAUCAUCGAACAUAACCAAUAUGCACAAAACCUUGACAAACGUAUUAACUCUCCAAUUUACACCUCUGCACAAAUUCUUUUAUACACAAUGUCAGGGUUUUUUACAUUUCUGUGUUUUUCUCACCUUAAUCAUUAUAACGUGUUACAAAUGUGCUAAUUUUGAUGUGAAUCCAGAUAUACUCGUGUUUCUAGUCAUACAACGCUGUGUUGAGUAAUUUAAGGAAGAUAAUCGCACCUGAGGGUAGAGGUGCGGCGUGACAUUGUGUCUGCACCGACGUGGACUCAUAAUAUCGGUGAAAAAAGUGGUUCACCUGAAUGCCAUUAACCUCUGUCCCAUGUAGAUUUCUUGUUCGUACUAGUUUGUCUGUCGCUGGUGUAGUCAGCCCAUUACCAAUAAAUGGUUUCUGUGUUACGUCUUGA
Pomacea canaliculata is the source of this 5498-nucleotide messenger RNA. RefSeq names its product paired mesoderm homeobox protein 1-like. The record is from RefSeq and is a predicted model, not a curated record. Gene Ontology annotation, biological process: regulation of DNA-templated transcription. NCBI's taxonomy places the organism in Eukaryota, Metazoa, Mollusca, Gastropoda, Architaenioglossa, Ampullariidae. The coding region runs from base 1471 to 2487 and encodes 338 amino acids. Gene Ontology annotation, molecular function: DNA binding; DNA-binding transcription factor activity, RNA polymerase II-specific. The transcript is spliced from 3 exons.